AUGUCCUUCCUCAAAGCGAACUCGGCCACAGGCAUGAACGCCCCCUCACCGACACCUUCGAGCUCCUCCGCCAGCGGAAAGCGCAAGCGUCCAACCGAUGGAGCGCCGCCCGUCGUCUACUCGCAGCCGCAGGACACAGGCACCGGCGAGCACGUCUUCACCCGCCUCACCUACGUCAACGACUUCCUGCGCGAGCGCAAAGAAAAAUGGCACACCUUCGACGACAUCAUGGAAUACCUCAACAUCCCACCGGGCCACAUCCAGCGCGAACAGCUGCGCCAGCUGAUGCGCGCCGACAACGCCGGCAACCGGAUCAGCUGGGACUCUGCAAACGAACGCUACAAAUACAAGAGCAAGCUCAGCAUCCACGACCGCGCGCAGCUCAAAGGCCAUUUCCAGACGCAGAAGUCGGCCAUGGGACUGCAGAUCAAAGACCUGAAAGACGGCUGGUCCACCGUCGCCGACGACAUCACCAAGAUGGAGAACAAGAAGGAGGUGCUGGUGCGACGCGCCAAGGACGGCGUGCCAAAGACUGUCUGGGGCAACGACCCUUCUCUCAUGCUGCCCAUGGACCCCGUCUUCGCAAAGGCCUGGCACUCGGUCCAGGUGCCCGAUAACCCGGAUGAGCUGCGCAAGGCCCUGCUAGCCAACAAGCUGACCGCCGCUACGCAAGCCAAGGUUAUUGUUGCCGCCCCUACCAACAAAAAGAAGAAGGGUCCUCGUCGUGGUGGCAAGCAGACCAAUACCCACAUGAUUGGCAUCCUGAAAGACUUCUCCGGAAUGAGAAAGUAG
Molecule: messenger RNA, 792 nt
Organism: Alternaria ethzedia
Lineage: Eukaryota; Fungi; Ascomycota; Dothideomycetes; Pleosporales; Pleosporaceae
Exons: 1
Coding region: 1-792 (263 amino acids)
Biological process (GO): transcription initiation at RNA polymerase II promoter
Cellular component (GO): transcription factor TFIIE complex
Source: RefSeq, a predicted model, not a curated record